AUGACCAAACCUGUUUCAACUCUACUCGAAUCGAACAUUGGAACGCAAAACCACUCGCUUCCGAAACUGGAAAUACGAUGCAAGGACCUCUCAGUAAUUACCGAGUCUGAAGAAGUGAAUUCGUCGGCGUUGCCGUCCAUUUGGAACCGUGUCAAGAACGCGGCUACCAAAUUCGCUAGAAGUUCCACUCAACGCCGCGUGCUGAACCAAGUGAACGCUGUGUUCAAACCUGGAACUCUCACACUGGUAGUCGGCCAGCCAGGAUCGGGAAAGUCAAUUCUCAUGAAAGUACUGAGUGGUCAACUUCCCAUGGGAAAGAAUAUCACAGUGGAAGGCAACAUUUCGUACAGCGGAUUGGCAUGGAAAGAAGUGUUACCAAAGUUGCCACAACUAGCCGCUUACGUGCCGCAAAGCGACCAACAUUUUCCUUCACUUACAGUGCAGGAAACCCUCGAGUUUGCCCGUGUCUGCUGUGCUGGAGAUACACCAUCGAGAGACAUUAUUGGUCAGCUUGGGCUACAAACUUGCCGAGACACAAAACUUGGCAAUGGCAUGACUCGUGGAGUCUCUGGUGGAGAACAGCGACGCGUGACGACUGGAGAAAUGGCAAUUGGCAAUAAAUGUGCCUUUUUCAUGGACGAAAUCAGCACUGGCCUUGACAGUGCCACAACUUUCGACAUCGUCCGGAAACAGCGCGAAAUUGCGAAGCAGCAACACAAAACGUUUGUCAUGGCUCUUCUGCAGCCUGCACCUGAGGUUUUCGAGCUCUUUGACAGCAUUUUGUUGCUGAAUGAGGGCGAGGUUGUCUAUCACGGACCACGGGACCAAGUUUUGCCUUAUUUCCAGACACUUGGCCUGUUGUGUCCUCUUGACGUCGACGUCGCUGACUUUCUAUCGGAUAUUGGCACAAAACAGCAGCGGCAAUAUGAAUCUGGUCGAUCUAUAUCUACGCGAGUUCCAAAAUUUGGAGGUGAAUUGGCAGAUUGUUUCAGACGAUCUUCAAUUUUCAUGAAAACGAUGAGAAUUUUGGAUACUCCGUGUACUAUCGAGCAAUUCCAUGACGCCGUGCAACACUUGAUGAAAACACCAACAUUCCGACAAUCGUUCUUGGUUAGCACACUGUUGCUAAUUCGUCGCCAAAUGACGAUAUCAUUUCGCAACAAGGAGUUUCUUUGUGUACGUGGAGUGAUGGUGGUGAUUGGAGGUGUUAUUUACGGGACAACAUUUUUCCGAGCUGACCUCACCAACGUUCAAGUGACAAUGGGAAUUGUAUAUCAGACUGCAAUUUUCUUGUCAGUGGGGCAGUCAUCUGAAAUUCCUACAUUCAUCGCAGCACGGGAGAUUUACUACAAGCAACGCCGUGCCAAUUUCUAUCGCACGUCUUCGUUCGUGAUUGCGUAUCUAACAGCAGCGUUACCUGUGCUCGUGAGUGAAUGCGUUAUUUUCGGGUCGUUGGUGUACUGGAUGUGUGGAUUCGUCGCGGAGGUCGCCCCGUUCUUGGUUUUCUUGCUCGGAAUGAUUUUGUCCAGCGUGGCAUUAAGCAGUUCCUACGUGAUUUUGUCUGUUCUUUCGCCCAAUGAAGACGUGGCUCAACCGUUAUCCUCGCUCUCCACCGUUUUAUUCAGCGUUUUCGCAGGUUUUGUGGUACCCAUGGCUGAAAUUCCAGCGUAUUUUUCGUGGUUGUACUGGCUAAACCCCGUGACGUGGUGUGUGCGCUCGGUGAUCGUGAGUCAGUAUCGCUCUCCCAGCUUUGAUGUGUGCAUGUAUGGCGAUAAAAACUAUUGUGAACGGUUCAAUUCGACCGUAGGGGAGUAUCUGUUGUCGCAGUACGACGUGCCGUCAAGAGAAGGGUGGGUCUGGGGUGGUAUGGUUUACCUGGUUGUCGCGAUUGUUCUCUUCGUAGCAGUAGCAAAUUAUUUCCUCGAGCACAAGCGAUUUGAUACUACGUCGGUAGCAAACAACGUCAAUUCGAGACUAACAAAACACUCAAAGAAGGAGGAGGAUAAACUUCAAGUGCAGCUGAAAGAACAGUAUUCGAACGCUGGAAAUACUGACUAUUACUUCAAGAUUGGAUCUUUAGUCUCAAGCACAAGAUUAAAUCUUGUAUCCGAUACUGCCGAUGAUAAAAAGCAGUUUAAACCGGUCACAUUGGCUUUCACGAAUCUCUGGUAUUCGGUGAAAACGGAUCACAAGUCGAUUGAUUUACUCAAGGACAUUAGUGGGUACGCACUUCCAGGUACAAUGACGGCUCUUAUGGGGUCCUCUGGUGCUGGUAAAACCACGCUGAUGGACGUAAUUGCUGGUCGGAAGACUGGGGGAACGAUGCGAGGAGAAAUUAUGUUGAAUGGCUUCCUCGCUACUGAAAGAGCGGUACGACGCUGUACCGGGUACUGCGAACAACAAGACACUCACUCAGAAGGGUCGACAAUCCGCGAAGCUCUCAUGUUCAGCGCUCUGUUGCGUCAAGACAGCAGCGUCUCGACAGAAGCUAAGUGUGGAUUUGUAGAGGAAUGUUUAGAUCUUCUAGGCUUACGUUCGAUCGCUGACCAAGUGAUCAGAGGUCGGUCGCAGGAGCAGAUGAAACGCUUGACAAUCGGCGUGGAGUUGGCUGCACAGCCCAGUGUUCUCUUCCUGGAUGAGCCUACAAGUGGCUUGGAUGCCCACUCAGCGAAGAUGAUCAUGGAUGGCGUACGAAAAGUGGCAAAUACCGGACGCACGGUCGUGUGUACAAUUCAUCAGCCAUCGCCCGAUAUUUUCUUUCUCUUUGAUAGUUUGUUGGUGCUAAAACGUGGUGGUGAAAUGCUUUUCUUCGGAAAUUUGGUCAAUCCGUUUCCAGAUCAACGUGAAUGUGGACAUUUGAUCGACUAUUUCGAGUCGAUUCCAGGCGUUCCUCGCCUUCCUGAAGAUCAGAAUCCUGCCACUUGGAUGCUUCAAUGCAUUGGUGCUGGUGUUGAAACUGUGGGAAAUAAUCAACAACAUGUCGACUUUGUACGCCAUUUCUAUCACAGCCACGAAUACCUAUCUCUCUUUCAUCACCUGAACCAUCCGGGUGUCGCUAAACCUGCGCUGGAUCAGUUAUCAGAGGUCACUUUUGACAACAAACGUGCUGCCAAUUCGUUGGUACAGUUAAGUUCAUUGAUUAGGCGGUUCUUCACGAUGUAUUGGAGGACCCCGUCGUUCAAUCUUACGCGUCUUGUGAUUUCGCUGGGUCUAGGAUUAUUUUUCGGUCUUUUACUUGUUCGUGGAGAUUAUACAAGUUACCAAGGAAUUAACUCGACAGUAGGUGUGAUCCUGAUGACAAUUCUUACCCAAGGGAACAUUUCUUUCUACAGUGUUCUUCCGUUCACAGCCGUGGAACGAGCUUCCUUCUACCGUGAGAGGAAUGUACAAACGUACAACGUAUUAUGGUACUUCGUGGGGUCAACGUUAGUCGAGAUUCCGUAUGCUUUUACUAGUGGAUUGCUAUUCUCCGCCGUCUUUUAUCCAAUGAUGGGGUUCUCGUCUCUAACGACAGGCUUGCUGUACUGGAUCAACGUGUCGCUUUUUGUACUGGUGGAGACUUAUCUCGGACAAUUUUUGGUAUACGCUUUACCAACACUCGACUUGGCAACAAUUGUGGGUGUCCUUUUCAACUCAUUCUUCCUGCUUUUCUCUGGAUUUAAUCCACCGGCAGCAUCGAUUCCCAUUAUGUACAAGUGGUGCUAUUACAUUUCUCCACAUCGAUUCUCGUUGUCGUUGCUGGUCGCACUCCUUUUCGGUGCAUGCUCUCAAGAGCAGGACAGCAACGAGAACACAGUAUCACUACAAGAUGGAACUCAGCAGACCGGCUGCCAAAUCCUUGAGAACGCCCCGCUGUCGAUUAGCCGCAUCACCGUCAAGGACUACAUCGAUCAGGUCUACAAUAUCAAGCACGACGAUAUGGGGCUUUACUUCAGGUGUAUUCUCGUCUACAUUAUCGCCCUUCGUGUACUUUCACUACUUGCUCUUAGACACCUCAAUCACCAAAAUCGAUAA
Molecule: messenger RNA, 4014 nt
Organism: Phytophthora nicotianae INRA-310
Lineage: Eukaryota; Oomycota; Peronosporomycetes; Peronosporales; Peronosporaceae
Exons: 1
Coding region: 1-4014 (1337 amino acids)
Cellular component (GO): membrane
Molecular function (GO): ABC-type transporter activity; ATP hydrolysis activity; ATP binding
Source: RefSeq, a predicted model, not a curated record